Molecule: messenger RNA, 1420 nt
Organism: Musca domestica (house fly)
Lineage: Eukaryota; Metazoa; Arthropoda; Insecta; Diptera; Muscidae
Product: hatching enzyme 1.2
Exons: 2
Coding region: 361-1350 (329 amino acids)
Biological process (GO): proteolysis
Molecular function (GO): zinc ion binding; metalloendopeptidase activity
Source: RefSeq, a predicted model, not a curated record
ACACUUAUCAACGACAUUCAAAGCUAUUAUUUAUUUAAUCGCAGUUCAACUCUCGCAACUAACGAAACCAACGCGCACAUUCAACCAUCAAUCUUUUAUCCAAAAACUCCGAAUGCAAGAGCGCGCGUGCCUUCAGUCGUUGUAAAAUAUAACAAAAAACAAAAAAUCAAAUUAAAUUUGAUAUAUAAAAACAACAAAAUAAAAUAUGUAAAAUUUUGGCCUUCCUUUCGGUAAAUCAUUAGAAAACUUCCAACGUGUCUUUAUGGCGGCCAAAUAGAUCUUAUCGCAAAGGAAUGUAUGCUAUUGCUUUCAACUCGGAUUGUUCAAAUGUGGAAAUAGUUUGCAUUCAAUGUUCGGUGAAUGAUGGUGGUUUCCAACAGACGCACCUCCUUCUUCGUUUGCUUUGAUUUGAAGCCGAUAACCGGAGUUAUUUGCAUAGUUUUGUUUUUGCAUGCAGCCAAUAGUGCUAAAUUGUUCAAUAAACAUUAUCCGGCUGGAGCGGAUCUUUUCGAACAUGAGUUUCCCAAUAUUGGAUUAGAUGAAUACGACCCCUAUGGUCCAAGUUUGAGCGAAGACGAUUUAGCCGACACCGGUGAUGAUCCUGAAACUAAACCAAGAUUGUAUCAAGGAGACAUUGCCAUAGAUCCCUUUACAUAUUUAACAUUACGUUUAGGUGUAAAUCCCACAAAACAUCCAAAACGACUAUGGCCCAAUGCUACAAUACCAUUUGAAAUAAGUUAUUUGUAUGAUUCACGCGAACGCAGAGCCAUCGAGAGAGUUUUGAAAACAUUCAAUUCAUUGACCUGCAUCAAGUUUGUACCAUACGAUGGUGAGGAUGAUGAUUAUAUUUUAAUAACACCACCCGAAGAAGGGCCCAAAGGUUGCUGGUCAUAUGUUGGGCGAAAAGGUGGCGAACAAGUGGUUUCACUACAGAAACCCGAUGAAACAAGUGCCCAUUGUUUCAGCAGUGAGGGUCGAAUAAUGCAUGAACUAAUGCAUGCCAUUGGCAUAUAUCAUGAACAAUCUCGAGCCGAUCGAGAUAAUUACAUUAAGGUACAUUGGGAAAAUAUAGUACCGAAAUUUCGCAAGAAUUUUAAACUUAUCUCUAAGAAACGAGGAAAAUACACAUUCGACUAUGAUUACAAUUCGGUGAUGCACUAUGGCGAAUAUUACUUUAGUAAAAGUAAGGGAAAGAAGCCAUCGAUUACGCCCCUACAGCCCGGCGUAAGAAUUGGUCAAAGAAAAACUUUGAGUAAAACGGACUGUCUAAAAAUAAACGAUUUAUAUGGAUGCCUAAAAGGCCGCCAAGCGAAAAUGUACAGAAGCUUUUGUAAUUUAUUGGGCUUGUAAGAGCUAAAAUAAGCGACAAUAAAUUUUUAAGAUAUUAACUAAUGAAUCACAUUGAUUUAAAAUACAAAAU